AUGGCCAGCGUUUGGCUGUGCCCGCAGGUGGAUGGGCCUCUUGUCCUCGGCGGGGACCUGGAGCCCCUUCUGGGGACCGACAGCCGGGAGCUGUCACCAGAAGAUGAGAGCCAUGAAGAGGAAACAGUUCGGGUUCCCACUCGCAGUCCGCUUCCCAGCCCUGCUGUGGCCACCUCCAGUGCUGGCCGCCAGCUGAUCGUGCUGGAAGGGAAGCUGGGGCCCUACUUCUCCUCUCUGGACUCGAGCAUCGAAAGCCUGAGGAAGAGGGCCCAGGAUCUGAUCGAAAACAUCAACGAGAGCAGACAGAAGGACCACAGCCUCAUGAGCAACUUCAGGGAUAACCUCAAGACCAAGAUUUCAGAAAUGACUGAGAAGCUAGAGGAGAAAUUGUACCAGGUUUAUAAUCACCACAACAAGAUCAUUCAGGAGAAACUCCAAGAGUUCACGCAGAAAAUGGCAAAGAUCAGCAGUUUGGAAAUGGAGCUCAAACAAGUGUGCCACUCCAUGGAGAAUGUGUACAAAGACCUGUGUGUCCAGCCCGAGGUACGACAGCUGUGCAGGGGACAAGGGCGCCCUGGCCAGGCUGAAAGGCAGUGA
Molecule: messenger RNA, 597 nt
Organism: Sorex araneus (European shrew)
Lineage: Eukaryota; Metazoa; Chordata; Mammalia; Eulipotyphla; Soricidae
Gene: SYCE2
Product: synaptonemal complex central element protein 2
Exons: 3
Coding region: 1-597 (198 amino acids)
Biological process (GO): synaptonemal complex assembly
Cellular component (GO): central element
Source: RefSeq, a predicted model, not a curated record